AUGCAAGAGAAGGAGGAGAAGAAGAGAAGGAAGGUGAGGAAGGGAUGGCUGACUGUGACAGUAGGGACGGAAGUCGAAGCAGGUGGAUUCCGGCGGUUUCUCAUCCCCAUCUCUUACCUCUACCAUCCCCUCUUCACCGGGCUUCUCGACUCGGCUCGCGACACUUAUGGCUUCCCCUCCUCGGGACCCCUCGCGCUGCCGUGCUCCGUCGACGACUUCCUCCAUCUCCGGUGGCUCAUCGAGACAGAGACGCAGCCCUCCGUUUCAGCUCUUACCGGCAGAAUGAGAGACAGACUGAUUGGCUGUCUCUCACUCUCUCAUGGUCUUUGUUUGUAA
Molecule: messenger RNA, 336 nt
Organism: Musa acuminata subsp. malaccensis (wild Malaysian banana)
Lineage: Eukaryota; Viridiplantae; Streptophyta; Magnoliopsida; Zingiberales; Musaceae
Source: RefSeq, a predicted model, not a curated record